Molecule: messenger RNA, 1514 nt
Organism: Olea europaea var. sylvestris
Lineage: Eukaryota; Viridiplantae; Streptophyta; Magnoliopsida; Lamiales; Oleaceae
Product: probable sugar phosphate/phosphate translocator At2g25520
Exons: 1
Coding region: 168-1211 (347 amino acids)
Cellular component (GO): Golgi apparatus; trans-Golgi network; endosome
Molecular function (GO): antiporter activity
Source: RefSeq, a predicted model, not a curated record
CAUAGACUUUGAUCAGCAUAUCCGUAUCUUAUGCUAGUUAAAGUUACAAGUAAAUCCCAUCUUCGAGACUCCCUUUUGUCCACCUCUCCCGGGGCUCCUCCUCAUAAAUAAGCCCCCCAGGUUGUUGAACUCCCAAAACUCUCUAAGAUUUGCUUUCAGCACCGACAAUGGGGAAAGAUUCAACUUUCGGAGAUGGGGUACUGAAAAAGAUCAUCCUCUCCUACACCUAUGUCGCCAUAUGGAUCUUCCUCUCCUUUACUGUUAUAGUUUAUAACAAGUACAUUCUUGACCGAAAACUCUACAACUGGCCAUUUCCCAUUUCACUAACCAUGAUUCACAUGGCUUUUUGCUCUUCCUUGGCCUUUAUAGCCGUCCGGGUGCUCAAGCUCGUAGAGCCCGUUUCCCUUUCUCGACAUGUCUACCUCACCUCAGUUGUCCCCAUUGGUGCCCUCUAUUCACUCUCCCUAUGGCUGUCAAACUCUGCUUAUAUUUAUCUAUCUGUCUCAUUUAUCCAGAUGCUUAAGGCCCUUAUGCCUGUCGCUGUGUAUACAAUUGGGAUCCUGUUCAAAAAAGAUGCUUUCAAGAGCAACACCAUGGGCAACAUGCUUGCCAUUUCUCUUGGUGUCGCAGUUGCUGCUUAUGGUGAAGCCAAGUAUGAUUCUUGGGGCGUUUUUCUCCAACUGGGUGCGGUUCUUUUCGAGGCUACAAGGUUGGUUAUGAUUCAGAUUCUAUUGACUUCAAAGGGGAUAAAUUUGAACCCAAUUACUUCACUUUACUAUGUUGCCCCUAGUUGCUUGGCCUUUCUUUCCAUUCCCUGGAUUAUAGUGGAGUACCCUAUGCUGAAGCAGAAUUCGGGAUUUCAGUUUGAUUUCGUUAUUUUUGGUACUAAUUCACUGUGCGCUUUUGCGUUGAACUUGGCUGUAUUCUUGUUGGUUGGAAAGACUUCGGCUUUGACCAUGAAUGUGGCUGGAGUGGUGAAGGAUUGGCUGCUGAUCGCGUUUUCAUGGUCCGUGAUUAAGGAUACUGUGACGCCUGUGAACUUGUUUGGGUACGGAUUGGCAUUUUUAGGCGUGGCCUAUUAUAAUCACUCGAAAUUGCAGGCUUUGAAGGCAAAUGAGGCGCAUAGGAAGGCGCAGACAGCAGAGGAGGAGGCUGGAAAAUUGUUGGAAGAGACAGAAGGAGAUGGAAUGGAGAGGAAGGGAGAUGCAUAGGUGCAAUUGGAAAAUUAUUGAGUUAGGAAGCAAAUAAUUGAAAUAAUCUAAGAGGUAGGAGUGGAUCUGGGAUUUGAACAUGAUGUCUGAUGAAUCUGGAAAUGUGGUUUAUUUAGUUGUUCUUGGUUUAUGAGGUCCCCAUUUCGCCUAAGUAGAGUAAAAAUCUCGAUUGCCUUGCAUCUCUUUUCGAAUUUUUUCCUACAUUUCCCAUGUUUCCUUCCUUGUCUAAAAUAGACACAUUACUUUUUAUUUUUUAUUUUAAUGAAUUGUCAAGGCUUAUGCGAAUUGAUCAUUGUUUUUUAA